ACUUUCACACUUGACAUUUCGUUUCGUUCGGUUCGUCUGUGUUGUACAUUUUGUGUUCUGAAUUCUGAUUCUGAAAUCUGAAUCUGUAUCUGGGAGGCUGCUAUAGAAAUACGCCAAUUUCACGAGUGAUCAGUGAAAUACCAGUUUAGCUAUUAUUACGCGAUGAAAUGCUUAAAAAUUCAAUAAUAAGUGUAUAUGUGUGGUUUCUCAAAUUGUAUUAGUUUAGUGUUCCCACCUAAAAAGAUAAUAUAACCUUGGUCUGAAAAUGAAUAGUUUGGAAGUAAGUGCACUUUAUGUGUGCUGAUACAGAGAUGAAAUGUUUAAGUACUUCAUUACAUAAACAAUGAGUGCCCAAAGUGGAUGUGUCAGUUGCAAUGAGGAGUCGGAACAUUUUGAUACCAAGCAUGAUGGUGACUGUUCUGAUGGGGAAGAUGCACAGAUUCGCCUGGCGCCACAUGUACAAGCCUACUUGGCACACAAUAACCGCACUACCAACUGCUGUGGGUUUGCUAUACCUAUUGCUUUUGAGAGAGCUGCUCCUGGCACAUGGUGGAAUCCACGCUUCGACUCUGAAAUACUUGAAGGACAAUAUAGAAGUAGCUCUUUCAGACAGAUAAGACUAAGAUUCAGAUUUGCACUUUUAUAUAUUUUGAUAUUUUCUAUAUCAUGGUUUAUCUACCUUGUGGUUCUUGGCUUAAAUGGUGUUACUGUAAAAUGGCCGUUUUUGUGUUCUAUAUUUGCUGGUGUCCUCCUUAUAACAUGUGUUAUGCUGUUUGUUACAUUUACAAAUGUAUACAAAGUGUACACAUCCAAGCUAUCCCUGAUUAUGGCAUUCGCUCUGUGUACCCUAAGCCUCUCUUUAGUUACGUUGACUACACAAAUCAAUUCUGAAUAUAUCCAAGCUGCAGACAUCAGCCAAUCUGGACAUUUUGCUAUGUGUAUAGAAAUCCUGUUAAUAAUAUACACCCUGACACCAUUGCCUCUCUUUGCUUGUGUGAUCAUAGGACUGAUGUAUUCAACAGUUUUUGAAGUCUUGAAUAUUGUUUUGCAUUUAUCUGAACAAGAAUGGCAGUUCCCUGGAAUGUUUGUGAGGUUCUUCCUACAACUUUGUGUUCACAUCAUUGGUUUGCACAUUUAUCUCAUGACAUUUGUGAGAAUGCGCGGCACUUUCAUGAAAGUAGGCCAGAGUCUACUAGUGAGGAGACAGUUGGAAAUGGAAAAGCUAUUAAAGGAAAAAAUGAUCCAUUCAGUAAUGCCACCAAAACUAGCCAGUUGGUUGAUGGAAGAGCAAAUAUUAGAAACUGAAACCACUUUUAAAACUCAUGAUCCUCUAAAUCCACGAAGCUCGAAUCCUGGGGCGUCCGAUAUUAAAUCACUGUUUAGACCUUUCAAUAUGAGCUCAAUGGAAAACGUUUCGAUUCUUUUCGCCGACAUUGUUGGUUUUACACGAAUGUCGAGUAAUAAGGGUGCCGAGGAACUAGUAAAUAUUCUGAAUGAUUUAUUUGAGAAGUUUGAUGAGUUAUGUCUGAUUCAUGGUUGCGAAAAAAUAUCCACAUUAGGCGACUGUUAUUACUGCGUGUCUGGAUGUCCAGAGCCUAGACCGGAUCAUGCAACAUGUUGUGUGGAAAUGGGACUGGGAAUGAUAGAUGCGAUCCAAGAAUUUGACAGAGAGCGUGGCGAGGGAGUGAAUAUGAGAGUUGGUGUCCACACGGGGACGGUUCUGUGUGGCAUAGUUGGCAAACGUAGAUUUAAAUUCGACGUUUGGAGCAAUGACGUCACUUUCGCCAAUAAAAUGGAGUCCACGGGGAAACCGGGCCGCGUACACAUUUCCGAGGAAACUUCUAAGUUUCUCGGAGGCUCCUACGUUUUAGAAGAAGGCGAGGAAGUUUUUGGUCAUAAAACCUACUUCAUUGAAGGCCGUCAGAUGAGCUCUCCCUAUGAUCACGCCCACUGUCUCACUCCUUCCAAUCCUGUUAAUCUCCGCCUCAUCAUAUCUCCCGCAGUGUCUCCGCAAUCUGUUUUAUCCUUCAAUCAUUUACCGCUCCCGCUGUCUGCUAAAACAAGUGCAUCGUCGACGGAUGACAAGCAAAACAAAAAUGAUGCCAAAAGUGCGAACAACUUCCUGUCUCCAUAUCCUUUUAGUUUUCGUAAUAAAGCCAGUUCACUGCCAAGCAUUCUGGAUUCUGAUACUGAGAUGGACGAAAAGAAGGGCUUUCCUGAAGGGAAUGACAAUUCUUCCAAAAGUCCAACGUCUGUCGGGAGUUGCGGUAAAUAUACGAACAAAAUAAGAAACUGGAAAGUGCCAAGGUUUUUAAGAAAGCAUUCAGACACUCCAUUGCACGAAAUUAAAAAACGACAAUUCAGUGAUAAGACAAUACAUUUCGUGGAACGCGGACAGGAGACUGUCCAAUCGAACAACGGUUACCACCAAGUGCCUAUAGUGAUAGAAUCUCAGGAGAAUAAGCCCAAACCUCUACAGAGUAGCAGUAAGCUGACUUGCCCACCUAAUCACGAAAUGGCGUCAUUUGAGAAAGACAUUAUAGAUAUAAGAUCUUACUUGAGUCAGUCUAGAAGCAAUAUGUCACCCUUCGCUAGAAGUAGCAGCUAUAGAUCACAGUAUGGCCGAUCUAAUAUAGAGGUGCCAGUGAGUCGGGCCCGUAGUUCCACGUUGGCGACGCAAGGGGAGCUGAUCCGGCCGAAGGACCGGCGCCUGAAUCUGCCGCUGGCCGCGCCGCGCGCGCUCGACGACGCCGUUAGCCUGUGCCCGUCCGUCAACAGCCGCAAGGACUCCGGCAUCCGGAGCACCAGCAGGAGAUCUAGUAUUCAGCAGCAGAUAUUCGCUCUCAAUCAUGCAUCAUUGGCGACAUCACAGGCCGACAUGAUGCAACACCGAGUGUCUGGAUACUACACGUCCAGUCAGUCUUCUAUAAACGACCCGUCUUCCAGAAGCAGAUUGCCCCCACCGUUGAACGAAGACCAGGUCAAAUCACUUCAAAAGCUGAGGAAACAGUCAGAUCUUCAAUUGAUUCGAUGCGUUCAAGAUAAUGCUAGAUCAGGAAUAAAUUAUUUCGUUCAACCUCCUUUGAACAGAUUAACUCUAUUUUUUAAGAUCCCCGAAAUGGAAAGACACUAUCGCGACAAAGCGCACAGAAGCGACGACUGUGAGGACUUCCCGCCCACGCUGACUACGUCUCGCUUCAAUACUGGCUUAGAUAUUCUAGUAUCGGCAAUCAUUUUUCUAGCGGUGUCCUCUUCAAUACUGAUUCUGUACAAUGAAUGGCGAUACACGAUCGGCUGGUUUGUGUUCUUCGUUCUCAUAGAGGUCCUCGCUAUGGCGUUCUGUAUUUAUAGACAUUAUUUGAAGUGGAAAACGAAACACGACCCUCAUGAUAUUACAGACACUAUGAGAAAGUCCGUCAAGAUAUUUAGGAAAUUAUCAAACUGGUACCCUUGGCAUUUGUCCGGUAGCCUGUUGAUAAGUUUGCCAAUAUUGGCGAUUCUUAUAAACUUUUCUUGCCAAAACACAACAAUGACAAUUUUAAAAGGAGAACAAUCCUUUUACGUUUAUCUCUUGUACGUUAGCAUAGUUCACUUUUGCAAUUUUACACAGAUGAGUUGGCUGGUCAAAAACACACUUGUCACACUUUAUGCGGGCUUGUUCCUGUUCUUUGUCGUUCUGGGUUGCCGCGAAGCUAAUACUCAAUUACUAGACUCUGAUAUUAAAAUGAACCCUCUGUCAGUUGCUCAAAAUAUGUCACUAUUUAAUAUGUUGAAUGUGUCUGCCGAAGAUUGGUUAGAGAAUAACAGCACGAUCGUAAAUGAAGGCGUACAUCAUAAAAUGCAUCUUAUGGAGUUGUAUUUAGAUGUCGCGUUAUUGUUGAUGUUGGUUUGGUUUCUCAACAGAGAGUUUGAAAUCAGCUAUAGGCUGAGUUUCUACAGCAACGUGGUAGCGAACCGUGACAAGCAGAGAGUACAAAACAUGAGGAACCAAGCGGAUUGGUUGCUGCAUAACAUCAUUCCGCGGCACGUCGCCGACCAGUUGAAAAAUACUGCCAAAUAUUCAGAGAACCAUAAAGACGUGGCGAUUAUAUUCGCGAGUAUUGUGAAUUUCAACGAAAUGUACGAUGAGUCGUAUCUAAAAGGCAAAGAGUAUUUGCGAGUAUUGAACGAGUUGAUUGCCGAUUUCGACGAAUUAUUGGAAAGGCCGGAAUUUCAGCAUGUGGAGAAAAUUAAAACUAUAGGCAGCACUUUUAUGGCAGCUAGCGGCCUGAAUCCUGGGCUGCGGAGUUCUUCGCGGGGCACCUACGAUCAUCUCUAUCAGUUGAUGGAUUUCGCAUUGGAAAUGCAGAAAGUGGUCGAUAAUUUUAAUCAAGAUUUGCUCGAAUUCGAUUUUAUCCUCCGUAUAGGAUACAACUUCGGCGACGUGACGGCGGGCGUCAUCGGCACCACCAAGUUGUACUACGACAUCUGGGGCGACGCCGUCAACAUCGCGUCGCGCAUGGACUCUACCGGCGUGCCCAAGCGCAUCCAGGUGGCCGAGCCUUGCAUCUCGGUGCUGUCGGACAGGUACGACUUCGAGCGUCGUGGUAGCGUUUAUGUCAAAGGAAAAGAUAACAUGGAUGUCUACCUUGUGAUCGGUAAGAAAAAUACGUAGGAAUGUUUAGAUAGGAAAGUAGAAUCUGUGAUUUAACUAUUUAUAUUUAUACAAACACUGAUAAAUUUAAUCGAUACAUUUUUUAUUUAAGAGAUGACUGUACGUUGUACUAUUUAUUGUGUGUCGUAAUAGCAAGUAAGAAAAUAUACUCGGGAUGUAAAAUAUGAUAAUUUAUUGUUGAGCUUUGUUUGGGAACGUUCUCCUGACAAACUAUUGACUUAGCGACUAAUUCUUAUGGAAGUGUACUUCGAACUUCUUGCCUCUGUAAAACUGUGACCAGUGCUCUAGUCUGCAAUUAUAUUUGAUACAGAUGAUCCAAUUGUGCUUAUUCAAUAAUAAUGGAAUAUGCCUUAAUUUUGUGUGUAUUUUAUAAUUAUUUCUCGAGAAAAAUAAGUGACUAGGCUUGAAAUAUUCUUCUACCAAGAGGAGCUUAAACAUUUUAUAUUAUGAAACGAUUGGAUUAUUUGUGUUAGAUGUGAUUUGUAUAUACGAAUGUAUAUUGUAUACCUACCUAUUUUAUGAUGCUCUGAAACUAUUUAUACACAUUUUGUAUAUAAGAUAUAAAGUGCUAUAAUAUUAUGUGUAAACGAGAUUAGGGUAUCAACUGAAACGACAUAUUUACUGUACAUAAUAAUAAAAGCAUUUGCUGCCAAGCCUAGUAAAAUUUUCUAAUGAGUUUGGUAGAAUGGAAUGAUAUGAAACUGUUGUUAAAAUUGGAAAAAGUGGCCGACAUUUUUAAUACUUGUGUUAUUGGACCGAUUUCUUUCAAAAUCGAUAUUUGCCAAGUUCCUUUCUCUAUGACCUUAGGAAACCCCAGAUAUUGAUUUUGAAAAAAAUCGGUCUUAUAACUUAUAGCUUAGAUAUUAAUGAUCAGUACCUACCUACAUUAUUAUGUAUAUAAAUUAUAAAUAUAUAUAUUAUGUGGGUUUCAUCUGUGUUGUUGAAACUGUGAUAAUUUAAUAUCGCAUACGAGUAUUUAGGAACAUUGGAGAUAAAAUAUGGUUACAUAAAGGGAUAUAUAAUCCCCAAUUGAAGUUAAAUUCUCUUCUAAUUUAAUUUAAUUAUUUUAUAAUACCGGUUCCGGUUCGGUAAUAGUUCGGAAGGACGUUUGUAAUAUUUAUCUAUCGAAGUCGUGAAUACUACAAGAGCCUAAAUCGUUUCAGGGGCGGACACAUGAGUGUUGAAAUGUGUUGUAUAACAUUAUCUGUUACAACUUGCGACGAUGGCCCCAUCGGAAUGCGCCUCUAGCGUAGCCUGCCUUAUCGCCAUGACAGAGAUCGUCAUACAGGGGUGUAACCGGAACGCUACC
Maniola jurtina (meadow brown) is the source of this 5963-nucleotide messenger RNA. RefSeq names its product adenylate cyclase type 9 (gene Ac13E). The transcript has 8 exons. Gene Ontology annotation, molecular function: adenylate cyclase activity. Lineage: Eukaryota; Metazoa; Arthropoda; Insecta; Lepidoptera; Nymphalidae. Gene Ontology annotation, biological process: adenylate cyclase-activating G protein-coupled receptor signaling pathway; cyclic nucleotide biosynthetic process; intracellular signal transduction. The coding region runs from base 344 to 4654 and encodes 1436 amino acids. The record is from RefSeq and is a predicted model, not a curated record.